Messenger RNA from Glossina fuscipes, 2765 nucleotides. RefSeq lists its product as uncharacterized. The transcript has 7 exons. Lineage: Eukaryota; Metazoa; Arthropoda; Insecta; Diptera; Glossinidae. Gene Ontology annotation, cellular component: cilium; plasma membrane; stereocilia ankle link complex. The coding region runs from base 258 to 2708 and encodes 816 amino acids. Gene Ontology annotation, biological process: rhabdomere development. The record is from RefSeq and is a predicted model, not a curated record. Gene Ontology annotation, molecular function: protein binding.
ACAUUGGCUUAUGUGAAUUUCAUUUCUGUGUUUAUAAAUUAUAAACACAAAAUAAAUAUCAUUUAAAAAAAGUGCUCGAGUUUUGUUUUUUUUUUUGUUUACUGAUGUUAAGUACAUAUAAAAAAAAAUAUCUGCAUUGUGUUUUCACUGUAGUGUGCAGUUUUACUAUGAAAAUAUAUAUAUAUAUUUAUAUAUAUACAUAUAUGUAGAAGACGUGGUGAAAUCAUUGCAAGAUAUUUUGUGCUCAUAAUAACUUUAUGUUUGUUGAAAUGGCCACCGCGUUAUUGGCAGACUGUAGCAAUAGUUUAAGAGAAUCAACAACUAGUUCAUCCAGCGAUAUGUUAACGUUAACUACGUCGGCGUCGUCGUGGUGCGCAUUUUCCGUUUCGUCGCGUAUACGUACGGUACGUUUAAUUAGACCACAUAUGCGACGUAUUUUAGUGGUUCCGGGUACGACACCGACCUUUGGAUUUACUGUACGUGGCGGCAAAGAGUUUGGUACCGGCUUCUUUGUUUCCAGCGUGGAUAGGAACAGCGAGGCAGAACAGAAAGGCUUAAAAAUUGGUGAUCAAAUAUUAUGCGUUAACGGUUUUAAAAUCGAUGACGCUAUACACAAAGAAUUUAUGCAGCUCGUACUUAGACAAGACCGAUUAGUGUUGAAAGUGCGCAGUUUGGGAAUGUUGCCAGUUAAGCAAAGGGAAAACUCUGAAUUGUAUUGGAAUGGUGUUAAGACGCCUGCGGUGUAUAAUGCAACACAUCCGGAAAAUUCAUAUCAAUCGUCACUUAAACGCGAUAAGCGCAUUUUAAGUGAGCGCGAGGUACAUAUUGUGCUGAAUGUGGCACCAAAAACUAAGCUUGGUUUAGGGAUAUGCAAAGGCCCCGAGUGGAAGCCGGGUAUUUUUGUGCAAUUCACAAAAGAAAAAAGUGUCGCUAGAGAUGCGGGGUUAAAGCCAGGCGACCAAAUACUUAGUGUUAAUAGUAUUGACUUUGCCGAUGUGUUAUUUAGCGAAGCUGUCGCUGUAAUGAGAAGUUCGAACAAGCUCGACAUGAUGAUACGCACUAAAGUUGGUUGCGAUCUCUUUCCUGGUGAGUCAAGCGGCUAUAAUAGCUCAGCGAGUUCAAUAACCGGCGAUCAAAGCCCUUGUUGGGGGGAUGCGAAAUCGAAGCGUUUGAUUUCAGUUAAAGAAGAAGUCACACCCUUGACAACAACGCCCAUUAAAUCUUGGGAGAAUCUUGCACAAACCGUAGGCAAGCAGGUGCUAACAUCUGGCGCAAACGAAGAGCCAAAUGUAUACGAAACGAAAGCCGAUGGCACAGAAGUUAAUAAAACAAUAAUUAAGUUAUUAGAUAAUGGGACGUUGAUCAAUAACAAAAUGUUAGAUAACAAUCCAAACGCAAGCAUAAAUGCAAACACAAGUACUACCAAACCAUGGGACAGUGCUGCCACAAAAAAGGACGAUACACUAAAGGCACCGCCGCCGCCUCCCCCACCCCUCGCAAAUAAUGAUACCGAUAAUCGAGGACAAUUUGAAAUACAAACCGAAACGAAAUGUGAAAAAGCUAACGACGAAGAUUACAGUUGCAGGCGUUUAAAACGUAAUGGCGGUAUAGCGGCCACUAUGCAGCGAUAUCAAAACCUAAGAAACACAAAUACGAAUAUACCGUCACCGUUGCCAACCUUGCAAAAAGUUAUUCAUAAAUUCCAAACCACCAGCACUAGUACUAGCGAAACGAAAUCGGGCUUAUCCAGUCUCUCAAAUGCCAUCUCUGAGGAAUUGAAGAAACGUAAGGCGAAGCAACAAACAUGCCAACCGAAUGAGACCGUCUCAUCUACCGAGUUAUCUAAAAGCAAUCUUUGCAAUCGACCUUGCAACAUUAAUCCUAUGCCUAGUACGGAAACAGCGCUUAAUAUUACGCAUCAUAUUAAUGGGUAUCAACACAGUGCUUUCAUCAAUGAGUUUAAGGAGGCGCACAAGAGAAUGUUUAAAAAUGGAUUUAAAGAGAAUGAUACAUCGAAAACCGAGAGUGGUCAAGAAGGCGUCAUUACUUCGGUUAACACAAUUUCAAAGCAGCCCCAAAGGAUUUCGACUAAAAUUAGCAAUAAUCAUUUCUCCUCUGAGCUUUCGAACAAUCCCCUUAGAGCUGAAUACAACAACUCAGAAAGAUACCCUUUUAAUAGAGAAAAAUGUAAUGAAUCAUCGUCGACGGGUAAUGAUGGUAAACUAGUUCGACAACAACAGCAACAACAACAACAACAACUUCAUAAAAUAAGUCAUAAUAUUCAACAUUAUGAACCGUCCUUAAAUAAUAUUAAAUCAGUAGAGAAUCAAAAGGCCAUGCGAACGCAUAUGAAGCAUGUUAGCGAUUAUGAGAAUCAAACAAUUCAACAGAUAAUGGGGAGAAGAGAAAUCGCACGAGACGAAGUGUGCCAUUUUAAAGUCGAAACGUUAAAGGACUCGCAAAUUGAAAAACGAAAUCACAAUUAUCAACAUGAAAAAAGUCAGGAAAACUGCAAAGAGAUUGAUGUCAACAACAAACAACAACGAAACAAAUUGGAAAAUUCGCCGCCAUUGUACGCAGCUAUAAAGAAAAGCAACUAUCCGGUGGAUUUGUCAAGUGGACCGGGAAUUUUAAAAAACGGCAAUCGUCUCAACACCAGCAAUAAUACUACGGCCAAACCCUUAGAGAAGUCCAUCAAAUUUGUUUAGGUUCCCAGCAGUAAUUCGUUGUUCUAUAUACAAUUUAUUCUCUAAUAUGUGCAAUAA